Molecule: messenger RNA, 684 nt
Organism: Purpureocillium lilacinum
Lineage: Eukaryota; Fungi; Ascomycota; Sordariomycetes; Hypocreales; Ophiocordycipitaceae
Source: RefSeq, a predicted model, not a curated record
AUGCGUCUCCGGCCGGCGAAUCGGCUCAUUCACGCACGAUCAUGGCAUGCAUAUCUUGCAGGCAGCGGAAGGUUGGUCUCGUGUAUUGGCCUUCGAGCUAGAAUACUAAUGCCGCUGCAGGUUCGAUGCAGCGGUUUCCAAAAUACGGCGCAAGGAAAGUGUCACAGAUGCUAUUGGCAAGGGCAGGAAUGCACUUUUCAGCCAAUCUCAGAUGACAGCGCCGGAGCCCUUCUGCGGGCCGUCGCCGAGAGCUAUACGCAUGGUAGCCGGGAUCGCUGGCUGGCUGGUCCAGCACCAGUAGUAAAUACGAGCAGAGGCACCUUUGAAUUGGAACCACGACCACUACACCCGCAAAUUAACCUAUAUCACCCAGCCACGUUUGCAGAAAAAUGUUGGACCGUCUACACGACGGUAGACAUGCAAAGCGCCCGACGACCAGACCGACACGCGACCCUGGGCGUGUUUGACAUACACCACGCUGAGACCUAUGCUGACGAACUCGCAACGGAUACAUCAAAUAUGUGGGCCGGCAGCCCCGGUUGUAUAGAUUGCAGAUUUGGGGAGGGGGGAAUGAGGCACUCCACCAACUCAGCCUCGGGGACUGCUGGACGCACGUUGGCGGUGAUGAGCUUGAGUAAUUUGGUCCAUGACUUCAAUGCGACACCUCGACAGUCUCAACAGUGA